Molecule: messenger RNA, 2658 nt
Organism: Trichophyton benhamiae CBS 112371
Lineage: Eukaryota; Fungi; Ascomycota; Eurotiomycetes; Onygenales; Arthrodermataceae
Exons: 1
Coding region: 1-2658 (885 amino acids)
Source: RefSeq, a predicted model, not a curated record
AUGAUCCAUUCCAAACCUCAGGGUAUUCAGUCGCCGAGGAUUUCUGAAAUUGAAACGCCAACGCGAAGACCAUCAACUUCUCAGGGAACAGUCGAUCUCAGAUAUGGAGCCACGCAUUAUGGCGAGGUUCAGCUCUCCCAUGCAACUCUUGCCAGGGCCGAGAAGGCUAAACAACACUUUGAGUUGUUUGAGAAUUAUUUGCGCCUCCUUCCACAUCUUCCGCCUCUGCCAUCCCCUGGAGAUGCAUCUGGCAGGCACCAAACAAACCGAGGGUACCAAGAGGAUACCCCAGAAGGCAGACAGUACAACCCCUUGCAAUAUUUACGCAAUAGAAAAGUCAGGUACAGGGAAAGACAAGCUAUUGAUUCCGAGGCGGCAGGGUGGGGAGAUGUUGAAAAGGUCUCAGAAUGGGUCGAUUCCAUUGUUCAGACCCCCAACUUACAUCUGCGGGAACCCGAUGAAUAUAUUGAUCUACCAGAAUUCCAGCCUAGUGCUUCCAGGGUCGAUCCAGAAGACAAGUCUGAUCGAAAUUUGACGCAUACCAAAUCUGGUGAAGUUUUACGGCGUCGCCCUCGCAUGGAUUGGGCUACAACGCCAUUAGAUCUUCUGGCAGAUAUUGUUUGGUAUGAACAAAAUGGCAACAAAGCCAAGGUCGAAGAUCGACAUGGGAAGAAGCUAUUCCCUCGUGGCAUCAUAACCAGACAUCAUGCCGAGCCCCGCGCAAGUCAAGCAGAAUCUCUUGACUCUACGGAGCAAUCAAAUGCACAAGCUGAUGCUAGCUCGGAGAUAAAUGAUAUCCAAUACCUCAGUACACCUACACCAGCUGGUAGCCGGAGCCAACAAAACGCUGAAAGGGGGCGCUUACGGCACCGACUGGCCCAUUCCAUUAAUUUGACACCAAACCAUAGCAGAUCGAGAAAGCAAAGCAAAUCUCCAGUUAAGAAACGACCUCGUAGCUCUUCUGAAUCAUCGCGCCAUUCAUACGGUAGCAACAGUGGAAGUUGGAGACGAAUAUCCAAAACAAAAACUAGAGAACCCGGCGAUAAUGGAAAGAAUUCACGAAGAAACGCUGCCGUCUUAGAUACCGGCAGACCAGUCACGCCAAACCAAGCUUCUCUUGACACUGAAAACAUCCAUAAAAAUCAUUUGAGGGUUCCAAAUACACCAGAAAACAUGCUUCUCCCUAAUCCAGACUUUGAAUCUAACCCUCACAUAUCACCACGCCACGAAUAUUCUGCUUCUAAUUCCUCCCUGGCAAGUGAUGGUGGGAUAAAUGGCUCUCGAGACACGCAGAAUCAGGAUGACAGCGGCCCUUUCCAGACACCUGGCACGAGAGGGUUCUUCCCGAAUAUGUCAAUAAGCCUUUCUCCCCUGCGUGGUCGCUCCACGUCACCCAGUCGACGGCAUCCCUUCCAUUUGGGGCAUUCGAGGAAGCCCAGCCGGCAAAAACAAGGGCAGAUUCUGGAUUUCAUGGAAUCCCAGGGUGACCUUGGCACUCUAUCUCAUCGCCAUACGACCUCUAACCUCUCUCCCCCAGGCUCUCCUUCGGGACCAGAGGGCCAGAAGACCCCAGUUUUCCGAAGAGCAGAUAGUUCUCCUGCUAAGAAUACUCGUAGUAGCGGUCAACAAGACUGGAAAAGGCUCCUUAAGGGAAGCCGGAUCGCAGAGUUAGUUGGGAGUGAAGUGUCAAGGGUGGGAGACUUAAUACGGAAGAAAGACAAUUCCAGCCACUCAAGGCGAUCGUCUGCGUCUAGUUUAUCAGAAUAUGUAGAUGCCGAUACCAAGAUACCUACUGAGGAUGAUUCAUUCUUCUGUCCAGCACAAAGGGUGGACUCUGAUAAUUCCAAAGCACAUCAAGGACAGCCUCCGGAUUUCACCUCCAGUCCACAAACCAGGCCUUUAAAUGACAAGGAUGAUGUCGCUGAGCAUGAGGUGACUACAGAAACCCCAGACCCUGAUUCCAAUAUAGGUUUGACUAGCCAGGAUAUAUCCACAUCAAUGAGCCUUGACGAGAUUACGAGGAACUGGACACCUCGAUAUAUCCCUUGCUCUGGUCGUGUCAGCAAACGAGACAUUUCUUUCGCUCGCGCUCGUCUCCUAUCCUCAGGCAUCAAAGCCUUGGAAAUAUGCCGUUAUGCCGAGAGCUCUUCUACACCCUUCGCAGACUCAUGGUUGAACGACCCGGUUAAAUACAACAAUAUCGGUCCAUAUAUUUUAAGUACAGGAGCAGCUGCGCUUCGCACCAGACGAACAGUCGCAGAAUUUGACGAGCGUGUGACUGCGUACAAUAAGACCAUCGUUGAUUUUACCAAAGUUAAGGCUCCACCCAUGCAAUCCAGGAUCCGAAACCUCGAGAUGCAGAUAAGCAGUACGCUCACGCUUCGCAUAAUACCGUUAACGGCCCGGUCGGAAACCCUGGCAAAUGAACUUGGGACAAAAUGUACAUUGCCUGUCAAAAGGCUUGAGAAUAUAUUGAAUAAAGGUCUGAGAAAGCGAAGUCGCCGAAUCCGCUCCAUCAUCACGCUAUUAUCCGCAAUCUUUGAAUGGAUGCUUAUGGGAGUUUUCUGGGUUGUUUGGAUCAGCGUCAUGAUCUGGAAACUAAUCCGGCUACUUGCAUUUGGAGCAUUCAAGGGUGUUCGCUGGGUUCUCUGGCUAUGA